AUGAAAAAUUCUUUGCUGUUGCCUUUUCUUUACAUUAUAUCUAUUUGUCUUCCUUUUUUCCAGGUUCAAGCUCUUCAUCUCGAUAUCCAUGAUGAUGAUUCAAUUCGGAGUACCAUAAACAGCAUGACUGGAGAGCUGAUGAAUUACUGGAACGGUACCGACUGUAAAUUUGUCUCAUCAUAUUGGUGGCUUACUGGUGCAUCCAUGACCGUUCUCCUAAACAAUGGUAUAUUGUUUGAUAAUAAUACAUACACGGAUUUGGUUUCUAAGUCCUUGAUGUAUAACGCUGGUAGUGACCAUGAUUAUCAGCCGUCUGACGAAUACUUCAAUUUAGGAAACGAUGACCAAGGAAUUUGGGGUGCUGCGGCAAUGGAUGCUGCAGAGCUCAAUUUGAAACAAGUAGAUGAUUCAUCAGCGUCUUGGCUUGAAAUAAGUCAAGCAGCAUUCAAUCGUAUCUCCGGUAGAUGGGACAACGUAAACUGUAAUGGUGGUGUACGUUGGCAAGCGUUUCCUUGGUUGAGUGGUUAUACAUAUAAAAACAGUAUCAGUAAUGGGUUACUGUUUCAACUAGCUGCUAGAUUGGCUCGUUUUACUGGCGAUUCCUCGUAUGAAGAUUGGGUUAAUCGCAUCUGGGAUUGGUCAACAUCUAGUGGGUUUGUCAAUACCACAAAUUACAGCGUUUAUGAUGGCUCAAAAGCAUCGACGAAUUGUACGACCAUAGAUCAUUCCCAAUGGUCUUAUAACCUUGGAGUGUACAUGACUGGUGUCGCCUACAUGUACAAUUAUACUCAAGGAGACAACAUAUGGAAGAAGAGACUUGACGGUUUUAUUUCCCAUGCCACAUCUUUUUUUAUAAAUAAUGGCAUAGCAUGGGAUCCACAGUGUGAAAACACAGGGACAUGUAACAUUGACCAAACGGCAUUUAAAGGAAUAUUGAUGCAAAGUUUUGGAAAUGCAAUUCGUCUUGCUCCUUAUACCAGAAGCAAGCUAUACCCAUUAAUAGAAACAUCAGCAACUGCUGCAGCUUUGGCUUGUUCGGGUGGGUACAGUGGAAAUAGUUGCGGCGUCCAUUGGUCUUGGGACAAUAGCACAUGGGAUGGCACAUAUGGUGUCGGUCAACAGUUUUCAGCUUUGGAAGCUGUACAGAUGCUUUACGUUGAUAAAUAUCCAAAGUUAGUUACCUUGUCGAAUUCGUCAGACAAUCGUUCAAAUUCUAGUUAUGCUAGUGCCAAUUCAACCACAGACAACUAUGAAGUUAACGUUUCUCGACCGACAGAAGCUGAUCGAGGUGGCGCAGGAUUUCUCACAUUUUUGGCAGCCUUUUUACUAUUAGGCGUAUCUAUAUGGGCCAUGAUUGAAGAUGAAGAAGGAAAGAUUCCCUCUAGAACUCAUCAAAGUAAUACUGAAACCUUUGAGGACAAGAAGAAAGACGAGACCAUCAUGAAUGUAUAG
This is a messenger RNA of Schizosaccharomyces osmophilus, 1452 nucleotides long. RefSeq names its product plasma membrane mannan endo-1,6-alpha-mannosidase Dfg501 (gene dfg501). Gene Ontology annotation, molecular function: mannan endo-1,6-alpha-mannosidase activity. The coding region runs from base 1 to 1452 and encodes 483 amino acids. The record is from RefSeq and is a predicted model, not a curated record. The transcript has 2 exons. Gene Ontology annotation, biological process: carbohydrate catabolic process; fungal-type cell wall biogenesis. Lineage: Eukaryota; Fungi; Ascomycota; Schizosaccharomycetes; Schizosaccharomycetales; Schizosaccharomycetaceae.